UCACAAACAAAAUAAUUCAAGUGCCCAGCUUUGGAUUCGAGUUCAAGUUAAGCUUGCUGCCCGCUUGCUAGAAAGUGCACAAUGGAUACGUUGCAGUUGCCCGCAGCCGAAGAUCCGUGCCGAUUGUGUUUGAGAAAGUGUGACCCCCAAGCGUACGGACUGUACGUUAACUCUCCCGAUGGACUACUGCGGGAGCUGCCGAAAAAGAUUCUCGAAUGCAUCGCACUGGAAAUCUCCGACAACGAACCUCCGCUGUUCUCGAAACUGGUGUGCAGUGAGUGCAUCUGUAAGCUGGAUUAUUUCCACGAGUUCCGGGAGAACUGCCGCAAGUGUCAGGCAUUCUUUAACGAGAUGAUGCUCUUUUGCCAGGCGGAAACCGUUGCGGAUAGCGCACAGGAUAUCCAUCAGCAUCAUCCAGAUGUACACCAGCAGAUAUUGUCGGAAAUUAAUUUUGCCGGGCAUGAUUUCAUGCUGGACGGGAAUGCUAGCAAAGAUUACGAGUACAUUAUUCAAAGUUUAGAAAAGGAAGAUAUUUCUUUUACCGCUAAUGUUGAAGCUCUGAAGCUAAAAAAGGAAUUGGAAAUUUCCAUUCAAGAAAAUCAGCAUGAUAAGUUCAUUCCAAUAAUUGAACCAUCAGCUGGUGAACCUGUGAUACCCAGUGAAGAAACUUGUUUCAAUAAUUUGGAGGCGAUCGUUGAAUCCAUUGCGCAAGUGAAUGCAGCUUCCGGUUAUAUUAUAGAACAAGGACAAGGUCCAGAUGAUGAUCUGGAUUACGACGCCUUCGUUGGGAUUGAAACCGUAGACGACAAUCGCGAUGCCUCUAUUUCAGAGAUUCAUGUUCAGGAGAUACUUGAACAAGCGAUUCAACCUUCAGAGGAGAAUAUUCUACCGGCAAAUGAAGCAAAUGUUGAUAAUAUUAAGGAAGAGCCAGCGCCUGCCACUGAACCAGAACUGCCAGUUCAAACGGUUGAACAGAUAGUCCUUCCUACGCUUAACGACCGUACAUGUGAUAUAUGUGGAAAGGUUUGUUCCACGCGUACGAAGCUGAAGAUUCAUCGAAAUACUCACUUAAACGUCACUCCAUUUGCUUGCCCUAUUGAAAACUGUACUAAAGCGUUCAAGUCUAAGUCCGGUCUUGAUGAGCAUGUUGCCAAGCAUACCGGAAACUAUCCUCUGUCUUGCGGAAUCUGCGGGAAGGGAUUCGCGAAACAGAGCUACCUGUCGACACAUCAACGAGCCCAUUCGAACGAGCGCACGUUUCGGUGUAACAUCUGCAAGCAGGCAACCUUCAAGACCAAGCAAUCGCUGAUAGAUCAUAAGAACCGCCACCUGGGUUUGAAACCCUUUGACUGUGGCCAAUGUGAGAAGCAAUUUACGAAUCGUUAUCUUCUGCAGCAGCACGAACAGUCCGCCCACAGCGGGGUUCGCUUUCAGUGUCCGCAAUGCGAGAAGAGUUUUACGUGCAAAAGCUACCUGAAGGUUCAUCUGCGAAUUCAUAACAACGACCGGCCGUUUGUUUGUGAGGUUUGUCAAUGGGCCUUCGUCACACGGCGUGAUCUUGAGGUGCACAUGAUCGUUCAUACCGGGAGGAAGGAGUUUGUCUGUGAUGUUUGCGGAAAGGAUUUCUCCCGCUUGAGUGCGCUAACAUUUCAUCGUCGGACCCACGAGAGGCGACCGAAAGCUUUCUCCCCGGAAGAGGGAGUCAGUGGUGUUCAGUCGAGUAAGUUUUGA
Molecule: messenger RNA, 1731 nt
Organism: Sabethes cyaneus
Lineage: Eukaryota; Metazoa; Arthropoda; Insecta; Diptera; Culicidae
Product: zinc finger protein 436-like
Exons: 5
Coding region: 82-1731 (549 amino acids)
Cellular component (GO): nucleus
Molecular function (GO): zinc ion binding
Source: RefSeq, a predicted model, not a curated record